Molecule: messenger RNA, 693 nt
Organism: Gadus chalcogrammus (walleye pollock)
Lineage: Eukaryota; Metazoa; Chordata; Actinopteri; Gadiformes; Gadidae
Product: gamma-aminobutyric acid receptor subunit beta-3-like
Exons: 4
Coding region: 1-693 (230 amino acids)
Biological process (GO): monoatomic ion transmembrane transport
Cellular component (GO): membrane
Molecular function (GO): monoatomic ion channel activity; GABA-A receptor activity
Source: RefSeq, a predicted model, not a curated record
AUGGGCAUCACCACGGUGCUCACCAUGACGACCAUCAACACCCACCUGAGGGAGACGCUCCCCAAGAUCCCGUACGUGAAGGCCAUCGACAUGUACCUGAUGGGGUGCUUCGUCAUGGUCUUCCUCGCCCUGCUGGAGUACGCCUUCGUCAACUACAUCUUCUUCGGCCGCGGGCCGCAGAUGCAGAAGAAGCUGGCGGAGAAGGCGGAGAAGGCCAACAACGAGCGGGCGGCGCAGUACGACUCGGCCCGGGAGGCAGGUAGUCGGGCAGUGUCCCUAAAACGGUCCAAUCAGGUUAGAGGUCUUCGACACUCUCGCUCGGUGAGUGCGGAGUCCCACGGCAACGUGCUGCUGACCACGCUGGAGAUCCACAACGAGGUGGCGGGCGGCGAGAUCACCACCAGCGUGGCGGACAUCAGGAACUCUCAGUCCAUGGUGCAGCUGGACAGCGCCGCCUCCUCGCACAUCCAGUACCGCAAGCAGAGCGGGGGGGUGGGCCCGCGCUCCGCCCGCCGCCACUCCCUGGACCGCGCCGCCGCGCUCAAGCGCAGCCGCCUGCGCCGGCGGUCGUCCCAGCUGAAGAUCAAGAUCCCCGACCUGACGGACGUCAACGCCAUCGACCGCUGGUCGCGGAUCAUCUUCCCCUCGGUGUUCUCCCUGUUCAACCUGGUGUACUGGCUGUACUACGUGUGA